AUGGUGCUCAUUGAGAAAUUCGGUUUGCUGAUCGGGGUGCUUUUUUUCUGGUUUGCAGGUGGCUUCGGUGGUGGCCGUGGCGGUCGUGGUGGUGCUCCCCGCGGCCGUGGUGGCCCUCCCCGCGGUGGUCGCGGUGCUCCUCGUGGUCGUGGUGGUCGCGGCGGUGCCAGCGGUGCCCGUGGUGGUGCCAAGGUUAUCAUUGAGCCCCACCGUCACGCCGGUGUGUUCGUUGCCCGUGGCGGUAAGGAGGAUCUGCUUGUGACCAAGAACUUGACACCCGGUGAGGCCGUGUACGGUGAGAAGCGCAUCUCCGUCGAGUCACCCUCCCAGGAGGAUGGCACCGUCACCAAGGUCGAAUACCGUGUGUGGAACCCCUUCCGCAGCAAGCUUGCUGCCGGUAUCCUGGGUGGUCUGGACGACAUCUACAUGAAGCCCGGCGCCAAGGUGCUCUACCUGGGUGGUGCCAGCGGUACCUCGGUCAGCCACGUCGCGGACAUUGUUGGCCCCACUGGCAACGUCUACGCCGUCGAGUUCUCGCACCGUUCCGGCCGUGACCUAAUUGGCAUGGCUACCCACCGCACCAACGUCAUUCCCAUUGUCGAGGACGCCCGUCACCCUCUUCGAUACCGCAUGCUCGUGCCCAUGGUUGAUGUCAUCUUCGCCGACGUUGCCCAGCCCGACCAGGCCCGUAUUGUCGGUCUGAAUGCCCACAUGUUCCUCAAGGCCGGCGGUGGUGUCAUUGUCAGUAUCAAGGCCAACUGUAUCGACAGCACGGCCAAGCCUGAGGUGGUGUUCGCCCGGGAGGUCCAGAAGAUGCGUGAGGAGAAGCUGAAGCCCAAGGAGCAGCUGACUCUGGAGCCCUUCGAGCGUGAUCACUGUAUCGUUGCUGGUAUCUACAACCGCUCUGCAUAA
Molecule: messenger RNA, 912 nt
Organism: Penicillium alfredii
Lineage: Eukaryota; Fungi; Ascomycota; Eurotiomycetes; Eurotiales; Aspergillaceae
Product: rRNA 2'-O-methyltransferase fibrillarin family protein
Exons: 2
Coding region: 1-912 (303 amino acids)
Biological process (GO): rRNA methylation; box C/D sno(s)RNA 3'-end processing
Cellular component (GO): small-subunit processome; box C/D methylation guide snoRNP complex; nucleolus
Molecular function (GO): histone H2AQ104 methyltransferase activity; RNA binding; rRNA methyltransferase activity
Source: RefSeq, a predicted model, not a curated record